Racocetra persica is the source of this 765-nucleotide messenger RNA. The record is from the annotation of a GenBank genome assembly. Lineage: Eukaryota; Fungi; Glomeromycota; Glomeromycetes; Diversisporales; Gigasporaceae.
GAUAAAUAAUGAAGAUUGUGAAGUAAUUCUCAAUCCUGUUCGAUGUUCAACAUCUGUUGUGGGUUUUGGUGAUAUGAGAUAUCGAAAAAAAGAAUUUAAAAUGCCUGAUUCACCAUCAAUACUAUCAGAUGAUGAUCUGCUAAUAUAUGACACAAAAGAGAAUGGUGUAAAAAGCAUCUCAAAAUUCAUUACAGGGAUAUCUACUAAUGAUAUAUUUAACCUCCUUGGACUUAUCGUCGUUUCUCUCUUUGUAAGAUUGCAUCGCCUGGACCAUCCAAGUUCGGCUGUAUUUGAUGAGAUGCAUUUUGAGACUCUCGCUUCGCAAUAUAUUAAAAGAGACUUUUUUAUUGAUACACAUCCGCCAUUGGCAAAGUUGCUUAUCACUCUUGCCGCUUUCUUAGGCGGAUACGAUGGAAUCCUUGAUUCUGUGAAUAAAAAUGACUUUGCCGGAUCUAAAUUUCCAUAUGUGAUGAUGCGUUUGAUACCAGGAAUAUUGGGAGUUCUAGUAAUACCAAUUUCUUAUUUGACAAUUAAAUUAUCUGGAUUUUCGACAACUGCUGCAUUUCUGGUCUCUGCUUUAUUGAUAUUUGAGAAUGGCUUGGUAACUCAAAGUAGACUUGUUUUAUUGGAUUCGCCGUUGAUAGCUUCUACUGCAUUUACAACAUUGAUGUGGAUAAAAUUUCAUAACGAACAAAAAAGACCAUUUAAAUUUUGGUGGUGGUUUUGGUUGACAAUGAGUGGAGUAGGUCUUGGCCUUACAAUCAG